Molecule: messenger RNA, 1574 nt
Organism: Pelagomonas calceolata
Lineage: Eukaryota; Pelagophyceae; Pelagomonadales; Pelagomonadaceae
Source: the annotation of a GenBank genome assembly
GGCAUGUAAGAUACUAGCAUCGAUCGAGUAAAUCCAGCAGUGCACAUUGGCAGCUAUUACUCCUGCUGCAUCGCUCAUUGGUCGCGAAAAAAUGGUGGCGCGACGCGUUCUCGUCGUCGCCGCCGUCACUGCUACGGCGUUCACGCCUGUGCUGCGGCUGACAUCGACUCGCGGCAACCGAUGCGCGCCGCUUGCGAGCACGCCGGAUGACGACGACGACGACGAGUACGCGGGCGCGUCGCAAGAGCAGCUGGCUGCGGUCGCCGUGAAGGAAUUUGAGUUCGAGAAUAUCCUGAGCAAGGAGGAGGCGGGCGAGCUGGACCUUCGGCCCAUUUUCCAGCGCGGCUUCAAGUGGACGCAGAAGCAGUCGUCCCUCUGGAUCGAGAGCAUUCUGCGGGGCUACCCGUGCCUGCCGGAGAUCGUGCUGCUCGACACUGAUGAAGGCUACGCAGUCUUCGACGGCCAGCAGCGGCUCACGAGCACCAAGCUCUUCAUCAAGGGCGAGCGAGCUCCGCACUGGAAGGCCACGGCCCCGCAGAGGAAAGCCGGCACGCACGGGACCUUCGCACUCGAGGGCCUGCCCAUCCUAAAGGACCUCGAGGGCAAGACGUUCAAGGACCUCGACAAGAAGCAGCAGCGGCAGAUCAAGAGCCGCUACGGGCUCCGCUGCGCCGUCAUUCCGGCCUCGUGGCAAAUGACCGACUAUCUCGACUUCUUCAAGCGCAUCCAGGGCGGCGGCACGCCGAUGACGGACCAGGAGCUGCGGCGCGCGAUCUCACGCGGCCCCUUCACGACGAUGCUCGACGGCCUGGCCGAUGGCGGGGGCGUCACCAGCAGUAACCUCGCACGGGCGCUCGGCGAGACGAGCGAACUCGAAAAGGACGAGAAGCAGGAGCUUCUCCUCCGCUACUUUGCACUCCAGUGCGACGGGCCCAGAGACUUCUACAAGCCCAGCAUGAAGCAGCACGCGCUCGAGCUGAUGAAGCGGCUCAACAAAGGGGAGGAUGAUGCACGCAUCGAAGAGUGGCGGCGCGGCCUCGACGCGGCCUUGGAGCUGGCGGUCCUCAUCUUCCCCGACCCCAAGGAGCGCUUCCGACGCGCGGUCGACGGUGGCGCGCGCUUCCAAACGAGAACGAGCGUCCAAAAGCACAUCUGGGACACCGUCCUGUAUUGCCUGAGUCGACCGGACCGCAAGGCGGCGCUGGUCGCGAGGGCCUCGGAGGUUCGAGCGGCCUUUGUCGACCUGAUGGUUAGGCACCCCGCAUUCGAGACGCUGACAAACAAAGGCACUGAGGCACGCGUCGCGGCUUUCGAGGAUGCCAUCCAGACCAUCCUCGCGGGCCAUAAGGGCGGUGCCGUCUCGCGCGCUGUGCGCGUGGAAAUGAUAGAAAAGGCGCGGCGAAUCAAGGCCCCGUGCCCGCUCUGCGGGGAGGCCCUCGGCCCGUCGGACGAUCUCUUGCACAUCGAUCACAUCGUGCCUCUCGCCCGCGGCGGCCGCACGGAAAUGUCGAACCUGCAGGUCGUCCACAGGAUAUGCAACCAGAAAAAGGGGGCAGGAUAAGGUAAAGUAUGAU